AUGGCCAGUGGAUUGUACUUGCUAGUUCUAUGUAUUGCAGUAUACUUGGUUUCUGGUGGGCGUUUGUCCAUAGCUCUUGCCGGUGCUGCUGCGUAUUAUUUGCACCAACAUAGUGUCGAAUCAAAGAAGACAUCACAAAUCAAUGAGGCAAGAGAAACUAAGGAGUCACCCAUUUAUGCAGUUGAUUUUACUUCUACUACUUUCACCCCUAAUGAAACAAGUAAUAUUCCAGCUAAUCCUACCCCAACAAAAUCUAAAACUAUAUCCUCUUUAAGAUCUCGUGCUAAAAGAACUCCAAAAGUAUUCAAGGCUUCUAAACCGGUAAAGAAGACCUCUACAGAACCAGUUUUAACGAAAACAACUGUUGAUUUGCUUGAAUCACAAAUUUAUAUUUUUUAUACAUCUUUGACCGGAACUUCUCAACGUAUUGCCAAAUCUUUAAACGAAAAAUUGAAUAACUUAUAUAAUUUGAAAAACCCUCCAAAAUUGUUGAGUUUGGAUGAUGACGUUGACGAUUUGGAAGAAUAUUUUUUGAAAACACCAAAACAAAAUGGUGAUACUAAAAAUAUAUACGUCAUGGUCUUACCCUCUUAUGAAAUUGAUUCCCCUAUUGAUUACUUUUUGGACCAUCUCACAGAAACUUAUAAUGAUUUCCGUGUUGAUAAGUAUCCAUUGAAAUCCCUUUUAGGCUUUGCAGUUCUAGGUUUGGGUGAUUCGGAAUCCUGGCCCGAAAAAUUUUGUUACCAAGCUAGAUUGGCAGAUAAGUGGUUAGGUAAGUUAGGUGGGAGAAGAUUAUAUCCUCUUGGUGAAGUAUGUAUGAAAUACGAAGGUGAACCAGUUGCCAAUGAAUGGAUCCAAAACUUUGCCGGAUUGUUAAACGAUAAUGAGCCAUUUUAUUUAGAUGAUGACGAUUUUGAAGACAGCGACAAAGAAGAAGAAGAAAGUGAUUCUACCGAUGGUGAUGGUGAAACUUUGGUCGAUGUUGAAGAUAUGGGAGAUAUAAUGAAAAAACAAGGUACUGAUGGAUUAAAAUCCGAAGCAAAAGAAAUGGUUUCUAAGAAUUCUCCAACUUAUAAAUCCUUAACAAAACAAGGUUAUUCAAUUAUUGGAUCUCAUUCCGGGGUUAAAAUUUGUCGUUGGACUAAAAGUGCUUUAAGAGGAAGAGGUUCAUGUUAUAAAUUUGCAUUUUAUGGUAUUAGAUCCCAUUUAUGUAUGGAAUUUACACCUUCUUUGGCAUGUUCUAACAAAUGUGUUUUUUGUUGGCGUCAUGGUACCAACCCUGUUGCUAAACUGACUUGGCGUUGGAAAUUAGAUCCUCCAGAUGUAAUUGUUCAAGGUGCUUUACAAGCCCAUUAUCAAAAAAUUAAACAAAUGAGAGGCGUUCCUGGUAUUCAAAUGGAUAGAUUUGAAGAAGCUUUCAAAGUCAAACACGCGGCACUUAGUUUGGUUGGUGAACCUAUUUCAUACUUGGAAAUUUCUUCUUUAAUUAAAAAUGAGCUUCAUUCAAGAGGUAUUUCAUCAUUUUUGGUUUGUAAUGCUCAACAUCCUGAUAAUUUAAGAUCAUUGUGUAAGGUUACUCAAUUAUAUGUCAGUAUUGAUGCACCAACCAAAACUGAUUUGAAGAAGAUUGACCGUCCUUUAAAUAGUGAUUUCUGGGAACGAUUGAUGGAAUGUUUAGAUAUCCUUAGAACCGUGCAAUCCCAUCAACGUACUGUCUUCAGAUUAACUUUGGUUAAAGGUUUCAAUAUGGAUGAAAUUAAAGGUUAUGCUGAUAUGGUGAUCCGUGCCCAACCUUCCCAAAUUGAAGUUAAAGGUGCUACUUUCUGUGGUUCAUCUACAGGUAAUGGUAAUCCAUUGACCAUGCAAAAUAUUCCAUUUUAUGAAGAAUGUAGAAAAUUCGUUAUCAAUUUGUCUGAAGAAUUGAAAUCAAGAGGUUAUGAUUACGAAGUUGCAGCAGAACACGCUCAUUCCUGUUGUAUUUUAAUUGCCCACACUAAAUUCAAAAUAAAUAAUAAAUGGCAUACUCAUAUCGACUAUCCAAGAUUUUUCGAGCUUGUCGAAAGUGGUGAAGAGUUUACCGAUAUGGAUUACAUCAAAGAAACUCCAGAAUGGGCUGUCUGGGGAUCGAAGGAAGCAGGUUUCAAUCCUCUUGAUGUAAAAUUUGACAGAAAAGCCGAAAAAUUGAAGAAAAAGAAGGAAAGAGAAGAACAAGCUAGAAUUGCUCUUGAAAAACAACCAAUCACUCAAGAAAGUUGA
Hyphopichia burtonii NRRL Y-1933 is the source of this 2256-nucleotide messenger RNA. Its product is annotated as putative tRNA 4-demethylwyosine synthase. The record is from RefSeq and is a predicted model, not a curated record. Bases 1 to 2256 code for a protein of 751 amino acids. The transcript is spliced from 2 exons. Lineage: Eukaryota; Fungi; Ascomycota; Pichiomycetes; Serinales; Debaryomycetaceae. Gene Ontology annotation, biological process: wybutosine biosynthetic process. Gene Ontology annotation, molecular function: catalytic activity; FMN binding; 4 iron, 4 sulfur cluster binding.